UUUAGUCAAGCUUCAAUUUCAAAAUGUUCAGUAAAGGACAUGUUUAUGCUCUUGACUAGAAGAUCUUGCAGCCAAAACAGCAUGCUUUUUUAUCACAAAAGAAGUAAUAUAUGGAUAUUCAUAUACUCUAAUACAAUGUCAUGGAUUCGAGCAACUAUUGUGCUGGUUUUUCAGUGGAUUUUUUUCCUGGCUUCUCAGUAGAUUUUGUUCCUGGCUUCUCAGUAGAUUCAGUUCCUGGCUUCUCAGUAGAUUCUGUUCCUGGCUUUCCAGUAGAUUCUGUUCCCGCAGGAGGCAGUUCCUUGGAGGCCAGCUCGGAAACUUCAGCAUACCAUGCAAGGAACUUUUUCCACACUGCUAUUGUUGUCGAUGUGCCUGCCUUCAGUGGAAAACCACCUGCUCUCUUGACUCGGAGGCAUGAACAUCCACAUACUACAAAAACAAGUUAACAAUCAAAGACUCACUGCCUCAGAAGCCAUAGCAUUAUCCAGGAGAUUAGCAACUUUAUUGCUAUUUGCCUGUGUCUUCGUCAGGUAGUCUCCGAGAGCUACCAUUUUGGCAGAUAAACUCACCACUGCUUCGGG
This is a messenger RNA of Lentinula edodes (shiitake mushroom), 581 nucleotides long. RefSeq lists its product as uncharacterized. The record is from RefSeq and is a predicted model, not a curated record. The transcript has 3 exons. Lineage: Eukaryota; Fungi; Basidiomycota; Agaricomycetes; Agaricales; Omphalotaceae. The coding region runs from base 141 to 446 and encodes 101 amino acids.